AUGAGUAGUGUUUACGAUUCUAGCGGAUUCAGCUCCCGGGACGAUUCCAUCCCACUCGGGGAGAACGAGUCGGACUACCUUGACGACGAGGGGAGUUUGUACACCGGGACAGAGGAGGCUGAGGACUCUUUGGGGAACGUUAAACGCGCACGGCGGGGUGAUGGCAGAGGCGCCGCGAGCUCCGGGGUCACGGGCCAGUCCAGCCAGUUUUAUUCCGGCCAGACGAGCUACCGCACGGCGUCGGAUACGAUCAGCCAGCCCCUCCCCUACGAGUCCGAGGACUACAGCUCGGGCUACGGCUCCCUCAGCUACGACUACGACUCCAGCGACCUCCGCUCGGGCUCGGCCUCCGAGCUCAGCUCGACGCUGCUGACUUUUUUCAACAAAAAUGAAACCAUCGCGCGGGUACGGGAGAUGGGGUACUUCUUCCGCCGGCCGAUUUUGUUUUUUCUCUUCUCGGUCGGCGGGAAUGGGGCCUUGGCGGGGUUUUUUCGCGCCAUGCAGGUGUGGACACCUCGGGCGGCAUCGGUGGGGUCAAAGCUUUCGACGGAGGCCCUGAGUUCGCUCGCCGAGGCGGAGCCUCGGAUGCUGGGCUACCCGAACGUCCCGAAUUGGCUGCGGGAGGUGCGUGCGGCGCUCCCGGCGGCGGUGGAGCGCCCGGCCGCGUGGGUUUUGCGAUCCCGCGGCGUCCCGAUCCUCUCGGAGCUGCAGGAAGCCUCGCGCCUCGCGGAGGACCACCUCGCGAAAAGCCUCUGCGACUCCGCCGUGAGCUGGAAAAACGCAGGGCAGAUGAUCCCAAUCGGGAUCUUUCUCCCCAUAUUCACUUACUUUACCCUGUACAUCGCCUCAAAUGUAAUCGCCAGGCGUCUGGGGAAACGUCGGCUCCUCCUUUUCGACGACGACCUUAGUCAGGUCGAUGCCAUCUCAGGGGUCGAAAGCCCCAAUUAUUCAAGAGAAUAUAGUGCCCUCAUGUAUGGUUCCAACCUGAGGUUAGGAUUCGCGAAAGCUGAGGAGGGGGACGAUCGCCCGGCCUCAGUCACUACCGCACCGGCCAGCAUGCCGCAGCAUCCGAUAAACGAAGGCGUCAUCGAUCCAUCCAAAGAAGGCUCGAAGAGUCAUCUGCCGAAACUCGAUUUACCCACAAAGAGCAUGGGCCCUUCUUUAUUCUCCGGAAUAGACCUCGACGGUAAUUUGGAUGGACAGGAGGAAUUACCGGCCACGACGCGGCCGCGGGGGGCGACGCUGCGACCUGACAAAAACGCGCCGCCGACGUCCUCGCCGGAUGCCAUGGGGGCUGCCCUUUUGCCGAUGAAUUCGACCUUGCCAUCGCGCGAGUCGUCAUUUCCGCAAAAUACUCCCGUUUUUUCCCUUGGGGGGGGAUUGCCGACCCGCGGCGUCGUCCAACUACGAGGGCAUCAAAUCCUCCUCGCGCUGAUCGGCACCCCGUCGGUAAUAGAGAGCAAUGGGGUUCUGGUGGCGGCCUUGCGGUAUGGGAUGCCCGCUGUUCUUCUGCCGGCUACCAUGGCUAACGAAUCUCGCUUGAUGGAGGUACCUAAUACCGAGCUCCAGAUCGAGUUCGCGCACGACAUGCUAUCGUGCGCACUCGAUCAUGCGGAGAAGUACUCCCUGGAAGUCAUCGCGAUCCAUCAAACGAAGGAGUUCGCCCCGGACGCCACUUCAUUGUAUACUUUCUCCCAUCCAGUCCGCGCGCUCUAUCUUUUCAUCCCGCCUUCUCAGGAAGAGGCUUUCGCGCCCGUUAUGGCUCAAGCCUCGACAACGCGUAUUUUCGUGGGCACCGCCAACCACGCUCAGCGGAGGAUCCCGGUCAAUGAAUGUCUCUACGAUCGGUUGAGCAAAGAACAAGGAUGA
Molecule: messenger RNA, 1869 nt
Organism: Phytomonas sp. Hart1
Lineage: Eukaryota; Euglenozoa; Kinetoplastea; Trypanosomatida; Trypanosomatidae
Source: the annotation of a GenBank genome assembly